Messenger RNA from Dioscorea cayenensis subsp. rotundata (Guinea yam), 4601 nucleotides. RefSeq names its product sister chromatid cohesion 1 protein 4-like. The record is from RefSeq and is a predicted model, not a curated record. Gene Ontology annotation, cellular component: cohesin complex; synaptonemal complex. The transcript has 14 exons. Gene Ontology annotation, molecular function: protein binding; chromatin binding. The coding region runs from base 438 to 4202 and encodes 1254 amino acids. Gene Ontology annotation, biological process: mitotic sister chromatid cohesion; replication-born double-strand break repair via sister chromatid exchange; synaptonemal complex assembly. NCBI's taxonomy places the organism in Eukaryota, Viridiplantae, Streptophyta, Magnoliopsida, Dioscoreales, Dioscoreaceae.
UCUAGCGCUCAUUUCUUUGUCUCGUCAAACACUCCAAAAACCCUUUUUUUUUUUCGUGGUUUUAGUUUUAGCUUCUGAUUCUUCGGCCUUUUUUCCCCACACUGUUCACCUUGGAAUUCGAUUCCCUCGAUCUCGUACCAUCAAGGAUCUACAGGAAAUCAAGUUCCUUGGUAGUCCAAAUUGGGCUUUUUUUUAGGGUUUUGUUGCUCGAAUUUGGUGGGUUUCGUCGAUUUCGGGCUCUGGAGUUGUGGUUCGAGCUGGGAGUUUUGUUUGUGGGGAAGAGCUAGGGUUGGAGGGUAUGGGAACGAGAGGGAUUGAUUAGGUUUUGAGAAAGUUGGGAUCUUGGGGGUUAUUAGUUGGGGAUUGUGGAGUUAGGGUUCUUGAGUUGGUUUGAGCGGGGGCGGGGGUUUCUAGGGUUUCGGUGGUUUGGAAAGAAGAUGUUUUAUUCGCAGUUUAUUUUGGCCAAGAAGGGGCCUCUUGGGACGAUAUGGAUUGCAGCUCAUUUGGAGAGGAAACUCAGGAAGAAUCAGGUCGCCGAUACUGAUAUUGGCGUCUCUGUAGAUUCAAUUCUUUUCCCCGAAGCACCAAUUGCACUUCGGUUGUCAAGUCAUCUUCUGCUUGGUGUGGUGAGGAUAUAUUCCCGGAAGGUGAACUAUCUUUUCCAUGACUGCAGUGAAGCUCUACUCAAGAUAAAACAAGCCUUUAGGUCAACUGCUGUUGAUCUUCCUCCAGAAGAAUCAACUGCUCCCUAUCACUCCAUCACUUUGCCAGAGACUUUUCAUCUUGAUGAUUUUGAGUUACCUGAUAGCGCCUUCCUUCAUGGCAAUUCAGUUGAUCACCAUGUGAGUACAAGAGAGCAGAUUACACUCCAGGAUAAUAUAGAUGGAUUGGGAUAUUUGACGUCACAAUUUGGAUCAGAUGAGAGGUUUGGUGAUGGAGAUACUUCUCAGUUUGGCUUGGACCUUGAUGAGGAUGUGUUCUUGGACAAAGUUACCUCUUCUCAGCAUGCUUCAGUCUCAUUUGAUACAGAAUAUGCAGUCAGUCAUGAUCAACCUAUUGCAACUUUCAAUGACAUGGAUAUUGGCCAAAGUCAAUACAUGGACGGGGAUAUGGAUGCCAAAAUGAGUUUAGAUACUGGAGAUAUCGAAAUAAAUGAAAACCCUUCUGGUGAUCAUGGGUACAACAUACAAACACCUGAUCUAAAUGAAGUGCUUUUUCGUAAGGAUCAGAUUGAAGGUCAAUCUCCCACUAGUGGCCAUAUUUCUUCUGCUUUUCCUGUUGAUGAUAUUCCUUCCCCUCAGUUAAUUGAAUGUGCUCAGACUCCUUCAACUCCUAUUUUGUUGGAAGGGUCAAUGUCUGCACAUGCUCAAGAAAUCCCUCCUUUGAUUCCUCCUGAGAAAAAUUCUGUGUCUUCCUUUGUGGAUGCCACUGAGCGAGAGACUGAGGGCAUUCUUCAUCCAGAAUGUGAUUGUCCUGGUGCAACCAAUAACAAUUUAGAUGCAUUAGCAAUAUCUCCUGAAUCCACAGAUUUAGUGAUGCCAAUCCCUACUUCAACAGCAGUUGAGUCCAUCUCUCUUGAGCCUCAGCGGGUUACUGCUGCAGGAAAUGACCAUAAUUUUGGAGGGGAACAGAGUGUUGAUGGCUUGCAGAACAAACUUAUGCCUUCUAAAACUGAUGGCCUGCCUAUGCCUGAUGAAAUUGAUGAUAACAUAGAAGUUGCACUCUGUGACAAUUGUUCACCUGGAGCAAAAAAUUUAAUGAAUCAUCUUGAUGCGUCCCUUCAUAAUCCAAAUACUCUUAAUGACGCUAAUGACAGAGACCCUAUAUCUGCCGUUUUACAACCAUGUAGUUCAAAGUUAGGCAAACCCAAUAUAGUUUCUGUAGAGGGUAGAACAUUCUCAGAGGAUAUCUUAUCACUUUCUUGCAAAGAUAUGCAUUAUACAUCUGAGACACCACCAAGAGAGGGAGUAGUGCAUCCUUCUGGAUCUUCAGUUGAUGUUCCAGGUGAAGAUUCCUGCUUAGCUGAUGUUCUAGAACCAAUGGUACGAGUGCAUCAGACAUCAGAUUCUGUAUUAUCAGAGAAUACAACGAGUGCCAAAAAGCAGAAGGAACUAACACCUAUUGUUAGUGCAAAAGAUAAUCAGUUGGAUCAAUUGAACUGCACUUCGAGUUCUGAAUUUCCUGAACCUGAAAAAUUGCUGUCUGCACCAAAUGGCAACACUGAUCUUCCAAAUGAUUUGGGACAGCUUACUUCUGAAAAGGGUGUUACAGAGUCUGAUGAAAGUGUCGACCGGAACAAGUCUCUUAGUGGAAAAAAACACCAUCUAACAGAUAGCAUGUCAGCUCUGCAAAGUGGUAGCUCGGCCAAGUCAGCUGGCAGACCACGGUUACGAAGAAAUAGAGAGCAUAUACCUGAUGAUGAUGAUCUACUGGCCUCCAUCUUAGUCGGAAGAACUCCAAAUUUUAAAUCCCAGCCUACUCCAUCGCAUAAAAUAAACUCUGUCAAAAGACCUCGGUUGAAUCCCAAGGUCAGCUUGUUGAAGAGGAAGGUGCUGUUUGAUGAUACCAUGGUUCUACAUGCCGAUGCCAUCCGCCAACAAUUAAUAAAUUCUGAAGACAUACGUCGUAUAAGAAAGAAGGCACCUUGUACACGUUCUGAAAUAUGGAUGGUUCUGAGUUCUUCAGAGGAACUAGAAUUUUUUGAGGAACCUAUAUUUACAGGUAUAUCGGCAGAAUUGCACAGUUUACAUGCUCGAACAUAUACCUCGAGUGGAAAUCCAGCUUUUCCCAGCAGUUCAAAGUAUGUUGGGAAAACUUGCAAUGAAAAUGUAGGUGAGCAAGUUGUGGUAUUAGCGGACAAUGUUGAUGGUGAAAUUCAGGUACCGUCUAACUUAUCUGUAUUAACUGAGCCAAGUAGUUGCAAAGAUGCUGGUGACUGUGAUGCUCAAGAGCGAGUGGUAUCACAACCAGAUCUACCUCAGCAAGAACCAUUAGACAACAAUACACAUAACAGCACUCAAGAAAUAGAUGGCAGAAUUACUGCAGAUGCGCAUGUUGUUUCUUCAAAUUUUGUGGGUGGCGUUAAAGUAUUAACUGACAGUUGUAUUGAAGUGUCUUGUAUUCAUGAAAAUCAUAAAUCUGAUGCAUCUUAUGUUAAGAGUGAUGAUGCCUGCAUGCCCACAAGGGAGCAGCCUGUACACGAGUCAAAUGAGCUCAAAGAAAUGAAUGAUGAAGCAACAGUAUUGAGCAAAAACGGGCCUUCCAAUAACUUCACUUCUAUGGAAGAUGCAGAUAGUGGUAGGAUUCAUAAUGACAUUACUAUUGCUACUGUUAAUGAUGAUCCAGCAUUCCUGGCUGAAAAUUCAUUUUUAGCUAAUGGUGCAGACCGUCUUGACAAUGGUGCAACACCACAUCCCAUAGAUAGCUCUUCACAUGAUAAAGAUGAGACAUGUUUGCAAGUAGAUCCAUGUGUUCUUCCUGGUGAUGAAAACCUUUCGGUUCCAGAUGUCAUGAUGGAAUUUGUUGAACCAAAUUCGGCUACUAUUAAUGGGCAGCAAGAUGUGGAGCAAGAUAAAGAAGACUUCUUGGACGUUGGACCAGGUGACAAUGCCUUUCAGGAGCAGCUCUUCUUUAAUGAGGAACAUCCUAGCGCUCUGGGGGUUCAUGAAGAAAUGACUGAAAAAGCUUCUUCAAGCCCAUUUCACACUGUUGAUGAAACUGAAAAUUUUCCCUCCACAGUGGGAGAAAAUUCUGGCUUCCGUGUGUUGAACAUUGAGGGUGUUAUGGAUGAUGAAAGCACACCGAUGGAUUUCUCUACUGUGAUAGAGUCCAGUGAUUUCUGCAGUGCAAUAAAUGGCAAUACAGAAUUUCUCAAUGCCGAUGAUGAAGAAGACCACUGUGAAGCGGAUAAUGAUCUUCAGAAUCCUGAGGAGGCCCAAUCACUUGAGAAUAGUGGAUGGUCAUCACGGACUAGAGGGGUAGCAAGGUAUCUGAAAUCCUUGUUCGAUGAUGAAUAUGGGCAUGGAAGGAAAGUGGUUGCUAUGGACCAUCUUAUAGCGGGUAAAACUCGGAAAGAAGCUUCGAGGAUGUUUUUUGAGACUUUGGUCUUAAAAACAAAGGAUUACAUCCAAGUUGAGCAGGCGAACCCUUUUGAUAUCAUCAACAUCAAACCACAAACAAAGCUUUUAAAAUCAGAGUUCUGAUCUUCAUCUCAUCUCAUCUCAUCUGGCCUUCGCCGGAAAUAACCAAACAACCAUUUGUGAUUCUACCAAAAUCCAUUGUUCUCUGACUUUGGUUUUGUUGAUCCUUACCAACAAUCCUUAUCUUUUUCAUAUGGUUCAUUCUCACUGGUCCCUUGGCAACAGGUUCAGUUGAGUUGAUGCAAGUGAUAGAAAACUGCCACUCAUCCUCUGUGUAUAUAAUAUAUAUAUAUAUCUAUUUGGCAAUUCAUGUUGGCUAAUGUUCUAUUAGUAAGGUUGAUUAUUAUAUAGCUUUUGUUGUGUAUUAGGAGCUCAGUGUAAAGUUCUUACCACUGUUCAAACAUGCUGUAUAUCUAAUGAUUUGCUUCUAAGGCUAAUAAUAAAGGUUAUUUCUUUUAUUUA